ACAACGAACACUCUCGUCCUCAAACUCGAAGAGGCCCUCAGCCAAUUUAUUUUACUCAGCUUGGCUCAGCUCACCUCAGCUCUGCUCUGCUCAGCGAUUCACUUUCUUUUCUCUUGAGUCCCUCCGCUCGGCAACGCGGCGCGGCGAUUGGUUCGCGAGUCACGUUUUCUUUCGUUCUCUCCAUUCUAUUAUCGUUACAUCCCUGCCCGAAAAUUUCGCAAACGAUUCCGUUUAUAAUAGAUUUUUUUUCAAUUAAAUAUUUUAUAACAGUGCCAAGUGUGUGUGCCAUAUAGGAUUACAGCGAGCUGCUGAAAUUGGAUCGAAAAGAGAACGCGCGCAAAAUCAAAAGCACAAAAGAUGGACAGAACGCGGUGGAGUAUAAAAAAGAAAAGCCUGUUCUUUUUGCUGCCCUUAUUUUUGGUAUGCGUAAAUUCAGAAGCUCCAUUGGUCGACAGCAGUGCCCUUCCUCUGGAGCACCGAUCGGUCUACGGACCACCAGCACAAUAUGGGCCACCAGUAUCUCACGGAGCUGAGGAAAAUUGGCCUCUCGCCUCUCCUGAUACUCCACAAAUUAAACAUCUACAAGUGCAAUGCGAAAAAACACAUAUGAGGGUCAAUAUCGAAUUCGAUCGACCCUUCUAUGGUAUGAUCUUCAGCAAAGGUUUCUACUCGGAUUCCCACUGUGUUCACCUGAAACCUGGAACUGGUCACCUCAGUGCAACCUUUGAAAUAUUCCUUAAUUCCUGUGGGAUGAGCUCUUCAGCCAAUCACAAUGUGGCUCCUUAUGGAGCUCCAACACCUUCUGGAAGUUAUGUAGAAAACACGAUCAUUGUUCAAUAUGAUCCUUACGUUCAGGAAGUUUGGGAUCAAGCCAGAAAGUUGCGUUGCACAUGGUACGACUUUUAUGAGAAGGCUGUCACUUUCAGACCCUUCCAGGUCGACAUGUUGCAUGCCGUUACUGCCAAUUUCUUGGGUGACAAUUUGCAAUGCUGGAUGCAGAUCCAAGUUGGAAAAGGACCAUGGGCUUCGGAAGUUUCGGGGAUUGUGAAAAUUGGACAGACGAUGACUAUGGUCCUUGCUAUCAAGGAUGAUGAGAAUAAGUUUGAUAUGCUUGUUAGGAAUUGUGUUGCUCAUGAUGGAAAGAGAGCUCCUAUUCAACUUGUUGAUCAGUAUGGUUGUGUUGUCAGGCCGAAGAUUAUGUCAAGGUUCCAGAAGAUUAAGAACUUUGGUCCAAGUGCAUCCGUAGUGAGUUUCGCCUACUUCCAAGCUUUCAAGUUCCCAGAUAGUAUGAACGUCCACUUCCAGUGUGUGAUUCAAGUAUGCCGAUACAACUGUCCGGAACCGAAAUGCGGUCAUCCAGGUCUCGAAUACGGUGCACCAGCUCUAGGAAUCUCGCAAGAUUAUGGAGCGCCGGUUCACCAAGGUCUUUCCUCCGAAUAUGGAGCACCACCAGUACCUGAAUAUGGAGUUCCUCCAGCUUAUCCUGAUCCACGACAUCCCAGUGGCCCGGCCGGGGCAUACAGUGAGCCGAACCCUGACGUAGUACCAGCACCUCAAGCUCAGACUUCUUCAUCGUCGCCAAGUUCAACGCCAGGAGACGCAACAGCAAGCAGUUCUCCACAAAGCCCUCAAGAUAAUAUUCAUCUCCCACCGCCUCCUCUCCCAGGACAUCCCGCAGGGGCUUAUCAAACCGUGAAGAGAAAAGGAACGGCUGGUUCAGAAGAACUAGAAGGAAACCUGGCCACCCUCGGGGGGCGACCGAGGUCGGUUGAAGGUCUUCCAGCAGAACUCAGAGGUGCCAGAAGACGAAGAUAUAUUUUGGACGAAGAUGAUUUUUCAGAUGUCUUCCACACAGUGACAAUGGUCUCAUCGCACGUCUACAAACGUUCAACUCAAGAAAUGACGGACGUCAACACGACGCGGAUCAUCCAGGUUGUUGCGCCAGGUGAUGUAAAUUUCGCCUUGAGUUCGUCGAGUGCCAACAAUGACACAACAGUAGUGAUCCAAAACGCCAGUUCAUCACCCGAUUCAGAGACGAUCUGCAUGUCUCUUCCAGGCUUCGUAGGGGGUCUGGUGAUGCUCCUGUUGGUAGUAGUUGUCGCCUCCCUCGUUGCAGCUUUCCUCUUUGUCCGUGUGAGGGCGAUUGAUCGGAAAGGCUUUGGAAUGCACACCAUGAACAGCAUGAACAGUAUGAACAGCAUGAACUACGUCCAUCCUGCCUACAUUACCGAGAACCCCGAAAUCCUUAAGGUCAACAACUGAAGAGAUCACAAGGAAAAGGCGACAACGGUCCUCUUUCUUUUCCGAAGGUUGUCCUUUUUCCGAAAGUCUUGAGUACUCUUUAAAGACAAUCUAUGAUCCAAAUAAUGUCUCGAAGACUUAAAGUCAGAAGACAUAGAGCUCCAUUCUCAUGUCGCUCUUAGGAUGUCCUGGUGUCGACUGGGAAAGAAAAGGCGACACAGAAAACAGGCAUUCAGUAAAAGGCGAUAAGAAAUUGACAAGGUACUUGAAGAGAGUCGCUUUGGAUAAUAGAGGAAGUUUCGUGUACAUAAAAGCUCUUGCUAGAAGUGCGAACGACUCAAAAUGAGAAUCGAUACGAAAAUGUCUCGGAUUCGUCGAAAAACUUGAUCAGUAGUUAUUUAUCGUCAAAAUUGGUGAGCAUUGUUAUAACUUGUACAGAAAGUGGAACAAAAUGCAUCAAGUUUCUUGGGGAAUCGGAGUUGUCUCGAGAAGUCGUGUAAAUAGGUUGCAGGAGUCAGUUUGCUCCUCGGGACUUUAGCUUUCACUAUGUUUAUAAUUAAUGUUACUUAUGCGAAGUCUGUUAAAAAAACGCGGAUUGAGGUACUAAAAAAACUACUUUAUUUGAAAGGUACACGUCUGGGUCUCCGUCAAAAAAUACUUUCCUACCCAAUGCACACACUUAUCCCAACGGUGUUUUCAAUUGUUGAAACAGUCCUGGUACGCUUCUUUUGUGAUAACUUUUAGCUCCUUCGUCGGAUUUGCCUUAAUCUCAAAAAAUCGUCUUAAAUCCUUUUCCUUUGAGGGAUUUUUUUUAGUUUUGGGAACAAGAAAAAGUCACAAGGAGCAAGGUCAGGUGAGUAUGGGGGGACACUUCUCCACAGUUCUGGCCUUUUGCGUCGGGCGGCGUCCCUCAGACGUUUCAGUACUUCAGUGUAAGUAAUCUGGUUGACUGUGGAGCCUUAAGUCAGCAUAGCCAUGACAUUUGACCGAACUUGGCGAGCUUUUUUGGGUCUUGGGGACGUUUGACCCACCCUUUGGGAUGAUUGGACCUUUGUUUCAAUGUCAUAACCAUAAACCCAUGAUUCAUCACCGGUUAUAAUUCGUGACAAAAAGUUCUGAUCUUCAUCUGAACGAUCAAGCGGUUCCUGACAAACCCGGACGCGAUUGGCUUUUUGGUCGUCGGUCAUCAGGCGUGGCAUAAAUUUCGCAGUGACGCGAUGCAUCUUCAAUUUUUCGGUCAAAAUCUUGUAACAAGAUCCAACUGAUAUCCCACACUAUUCGGCAAGCUUCAUAAUGGUCAGACGUC
This is a messenger RNA of Belonocnema kinseyi, 3547 nucleotides long. RefSeq lists its product as uncharacterized. The transcript has 6 exons. Bases 358 to 2262 code for a protein of 634 amino acids. The record is from RefSeq and is a predicted model, not a curated record. NCBI's taxonomy places the organism in Eukaryota, Metazoa, Arthropoda, Insecta, Hymenoptera, Cynipidae.